This is a messenger RNA of Bombina bombina (fire-bellied toad), 959 nucleotides long. RefSeq names its product SLAM family member 5. NCBI's taxonomy places the organism in Eukaryota, Metazoa, Chordata, Amphibia, Anura, Bombinatoridae. Bases 39 to 959 code for a protein of 306 amino acids. The record is from RefSeq and is a predicted model, not a curated record. The transcript has 7 exons.
CGGUCUGUCAGUGCUCAUGUACGGUGGAUGAAAUUACAAUGUUAUUAUUUUUAUUUUGGAUCCCACUGAUUGUUUUGCUUCCAAAAGAUAUUUCAUGUAAAACAUUAUGUGGAGAUACAAUAAUUGUCAAUGGGACAGAGAAAGAGGAUGUAAUUCUACAAGUGGAUAAAUCUAUUAAUAUUCAAAAUAUUGUUUGGACUGCUGGAGAGGAGUAUCUUGCAAAGACAUCAGCAAACGGUCAAAUUGAUAUUCAAAGGAAUAAACUAAAGAAAAAACUGCAAAGUGAACAAGAUGCUUCUUUAAAGUUUCUGUUUGUAACAGAUGAAGACCAGAGGACCUACACAGCAAAUAUACUCCUCAGUGAUGAAACUACAUGUAUACAACGAUUUGAUCUUAGAGUGUACAAAAAAUUGUCAACUGAAGAUAUCAUGAUCAAUAUUUCAAAACACAUCACAAAUGAUACCUGUAAUAUUAAUUUGACAUGCUCAGUAAAUAGAUCAAAUGUGAGUGUUACCUGGAGCAGCUCAAACAACACAAGAAAAUAUGAAGCUACGAUUUUCCUACAUAUAAGAAAUGUUGUAAAUGAAAAUGAUACCUGUACUGCAGAGAACCCUGUCAGUAAGGCUUCCAGAACUGUGUCUCCUCGGGAAUACUGCGAUAAAGGAGCAUACAAACAUUCUCGCUUGUCAUCCAAUAUGCAUUGGGGAAUUCUUGUAUCUGUAUGUUUAAUCUUCAUCAUCAUCAUCAUCAUCACCAUCAUCGUCUUCAUCUUUAUGCACAGAAAAAGAAAGAAAAAGCCUGAGGUGGGCAUUAAAUCCCAAGAUACAGAGCAUGCCUAUGAAUUAAAUACAGAAAAUUUUGAAAAACCAAGCACUGUAUACAGUAUGGUAGAGCACACUAAGUUACAUAAAGGAAAAGAAGAACCAAACCCACAGGGACCAUUUACUAGAAUGAACUAA